This is a messenger RNA of Papaver somniferum (opium poppy), 450 nucleotides long. RefSeq names its product S-protein homolog 29-like. The coding region runs from base 1 to 450 and encodes 149 amino acids. NCBI's taxonomy places the organism in Eukaryota, Viridiplantae, Streptophyta, Magnoliopsida, Ranunculales, Papaveraceae. The record is from RefSeq and is a predicted model, not a curated record. The transcript has a single exon.
AUGGGUGUUUGUAGCGAUAGCAAUACAAGUUUGUUGUUGUUGCUGCUAUUGUUGUCAGUUCUGGUUUCCAAAUCUUCAUCUGAGAAGACCAGAGUGCAAAUAAAGAAUGAUAUUGAAGGUUAUGAAGUUGCAUUGGACAUGCACUGCAUGUCGAACGAUGACGAUCUAGAUCAUCGGUUGCUCCAUCAAGGUGACGAGUGGUAUUGGGAAUUUAAACCAUCUUUUAUUCAUACACACUUUUGGUGUGAGUUUCGUUGGUAUGAUAAUUGGGAUUAUAAUUGGAAAUAUGGCACUUUUGUCGUUUAUGAUAGAAAACCAUUCCACGAUGAAUACUAUAACCUCUGUGGUGACGAUUGCUUGUACUAUGCUCGUCGAGAUGGAUUUUAUGUGUACCAUAGCGUCAGUGACGGAGAUGACUGGGAGAAAAGAGGUGAAUGGCAUAUUGAAUGA